UGCGCACUUCCCUUGCAGACAAAUUUGCUUACAUAUUGCAAUCUCUCUUGUCGUGUCUUUCGUCUCUUUCGACCCAAUGCGCUCAGUCGAUUGCAAACCACCCGAUAAUUCCAACCUAACUUAUAAUCGAAAAGGCAGGGUGAUCUCUAUGUAAAACCCUACACCACUGCUCUGUUAUCUCCGCCAACCCAAUUCUCAUCACUCAGCGCCGAUGGGGACGGAGGGUUAUGCGACGGAGAACAAUGAGCUCGAUAAAUGGGGUUUCAAGCCUAACAGAGGUCUCACCGCUGCUUCUGAAAUCACCGUACGUGGUGUUCUCACCACUCUAUUGGGGAAGGUCGAUAAGGAUGACAAAAGAUCUAUAGUACCCCUCGGCCAUGGCGACCCUUCUGCUUUCCCCUGCUUCAGAACCACCUUAGCUGCCGAAGAUGCGGUGGUUGAUUCCUUUAGAUCGGCCAAGUUCAAUUGCUAUGCCCCUACUGUUGGUAUUCUUCCUGCGAGGAGACAGGGCUGUCGCAGAAUACCUUAACCGUGAUCUCCCAUACAAGUUAUCUGAAGAUGAUGUCUAUCUCACACUUGGAUGCCUUCAAGCAAUUGAAGUUGCAUUAACAGUCCUCGCCCGACCUGGUGCAAACAUUUUGUUCCCAAGGCCAGGUUUCCCUUACUACGAAUCACGCGCUGCAGUGUGUGGCCUUGAAGUUCGUCACUUUGAUCUGGUUCCUGAAAGAGGGUGGGAGGUGGAUCUUGAAGCUAUUGAAUCUCUGGCAGACAAGAAUACUGUUGCAAUGGUUGUUGUAAACCCUGGAAACCCAUGUGGAUGUGUCUACAGCUACGAACAUCUAAAGAAAGUUGCAGAGACAGCUAAAAAGCUUGGAAUACUGGUGAUUGCUGAUGAAGUAUAUGCACAUCUCACGUUUGGUAGCAAGCAGUUUGUGCCAAUGGGUGUGUUUGGAUCAAUUGUGCCUGUCUUGACACUUGGGUCAAUCUCCAAGAGAUGGAUUGUUCCUGGCUGGCGACUUGGUUGGCUUGUGACUACUGAUCCGAAUGGAAUCCUCCUCAAAACUGGGAUGGUUGACACGAUCAAGGGCUAUCUGGAUAUCUCCUCAGAUCCUCCAACUGUCAUUCAGGGUGGAGUUCAACAACUAAUCGAAAAUACGAAGGAGGACUUCUUCUUGAAAAUUAAAAGCUUGUUGAAAAAGGCAGCGGACACAGGUUAUGACAGGCUUCAAGACAUUCCUUGUGUUACCUGCCCAAUGAAACCAGAGGGUUCCAUGUUCGUUAUGGUAAAGCUGAACUUGUCGAAACUGGACGACAUUGAAGAUGACGUCGACUUCUGCGUCAAGCUGGCUAGAGAGGAAUCAGUGAUAGUGCUGCCAGGAAUAGCUGUAGGUCUGAAGAACUGGCUUCGUGUUACUUUUGCAAUUGAACCUUCUGCCCUUGAGGAUGGCCUUGAUAGGAUGAAAGCCUUCUGUAAAAGACAUGGCAAGAAGCAAUAAUUUACCGAGUAAAAUUGGAUCAACAGCUGGAAGUUGAUCCUCAUCCAUUCCAAUCAUGAGCUCUGUGGGGAAGUUUUUAAUUUUCAUGUGUAGCAAGCAAUAAGUUUGGAUCCCAAACAAUCGUCAACUGUUGUUGACUGGAUCAACAUUCAAUGUUGAUCCUUAUGGUAUGGACAUGAGUUGUGUGAUUUCUUCUUUCUGUUCCCUUAGUUGAGAACUGGAAGUAGUUGAAGAACAUUCUACCCGUUUGUAAUAAAGAACAGAGAUGAUCAACUUCGUGUUGGCUCUCGAUUGAAAACUCUGCUCUUGAAAGUUCCACAGAUUGAACGUUCUUCACUUAUCCAUGAGAAUUAUUCCUGCAGUUUGACGGCUUCGGAGCUGCCUUUGUUCCCACGCCAUGGCACUCUUUAGGGCCCGUAGUAUUGUUGCUUGUUUUUGUUUCCUGUUGUGUUUUAAGAAAUUUGGAAAACCAAGAAAAAAAACGUGUUUAGUUGGGUUUUUAUUUUUGUUGUGAAUCAGAGUUGCACAACAAGGCCCAAAUAUGAGAAACAACAAUUUAUAGCUUUGGAUCUGAUUCUUAAAAAUGUUGCACACGGGAUUCCUACUGGUUGGGCGCUUGAUUUCAUUAAAACAGACCAGUUUUUGAAUCCCCACAGAAGCAAAAAAUUUUCUUUUUUUUUAACACAGCCCCCCCCCCCCCCCCCAAAAACCCUACUUCCCAGCACACACAGUUGCAGCU
Molecule: messenger RNA, 2235 nt
Organism: Linum tenue
Lineage: Eukaryota; Viridiplantae; Streptophyta; Magnoliopsida; Malpighiales; Linaceae
Source: the annotation of a GenBank genome assembly